AUGCAGAUUUACUUCUACAAUCCUGAUGACUUUGACAGUUUUGGAACAGCAGUUCUAGAAAACAGAGUAGUAGGAGCCAUGGCUGUGUUUUUUCAAGUCAGUCAGAGGGACAAUUCAGCACUGGAUCCCAUUAUCCAUGGGUUGAAGGGCGUUGUACAUCAUGAGAAGGAGACCUUUCUGGAUCCCUUUGUGCUGAGGGAACUUCUGCCAACGUCUCUGGGGAGCUACUAYCGCUACACAGGAUCCCUGACUACUCCUCCCUGCAGCGAGAUCGUGGAGUGGAUCGUUUUUCGGAAGCCUGUGCCCAUUUCYUACCAUCAGCUGGAGGCAUUUUACUCCAUCUUCACCACUGAGCAGCAAGACCAUGUCAAGUCUGUGGAGUACCUGAGGAAUAACUUCCGACCACAGCAAAGCCUGAACAACAGGAAGAUAUCCAAAUCUGCUGUGAAGGAUGCUUGGAACCAAGACAUGAUGGACAUCUUGGACAAUCCACUUGGCACAGAAGCUUCCAAAGCUUGUAGCACUCCUCCAGUCAACAUGAAAGUGCAGCCUGUGAACAGGACAGCGCURCUGGUAACCUGGAACCAACCAGAAACCAUUUACCACCCUCCAAUCAUGAACUACAUGAUCUCGUACAGCUGGACUAAAAAUGAAGAUGAAAAGGAGAAGACUUUCACCAAGGAUAGUGACAAGGACCUGAAGGCCAUCAUUAGCCAUGUCUCACCUGACAUCCUUUAUCUGUUCAGAGUUCAAGCAGUUUGCCGAAAUGAAAUGCGUAGUGACUUUAGCCAGACUAUGCUCUUUCAAGCUAACACCACUCGAAUUUUCGAGGGGACCAGAAUUGUGAAGACAGGAGUGCCCACAGCAUCUCCUGCCUCCUCAGCCGACAUGGCUCCCAUCAGCUCCGGCUCCUCCACCUGGACCUCCUCGGGGCUCCCCUUCUCCUUCGUGUCCAUGGCCACAGGCAUGGGCCCUUCCUCCAGCGGCAGCCAGGCCACCGUGGCCUCCGUGGUGACCAGCACCUUGCUGGCAGGGCUGGGUUUCAGCGGCGGGGGCAUCUCGUCGUUCCCCAGCAGCGUGUGGCCCACRCGGCCGCCCGCCGCCGCCGCCCCCAGCAAACAGGCCGGGCGGGCCGUGGUGCCCACCACCGAGGCCACCGCCGCCUCCUCCGGGCCCGAGCGGGACUCGGCGCUGACCAAGGAUGGCGAGGGGGCCGAGGAGGGCGAGAAGGAUGAAAAGAGUGAAAGCGAGGAUGGGGAGCGGGAGCAUGAGGAGGAGGAAGAAAAGGACGCUGAAAAGAAGGAGAAAAGCAAGGCGACGGCGGCCACGGAGGCGCGCAAUAGCACGGAGCCCGGCGUGGCCGUGGCUUCCCCCAACAGGACUGCUGAGGAAGAAGGAAAUAAAACCAUAUCGGGAGAAGAGCCAAACCAAAACGUUGCCCCCACGGCUGGAGGYGCCGAGAAGGAGAGCUUUGCCGAAGCCGACACUCAGCCCCAGCCGCUCCCUUCCACCCAAGUGCCACCAGCGUUCACCGACGAACUGUACCUGGGCAAGAUCCCAAGAAGACCAGAGACAACACGAAAACCUCCAAAGGAGGCCAGGUUUCCAGAGGAAUAUCCUUCAGAUAACAAAUUCAUCACCAUUAACCCAGCUGGCAAGAAUAGCUCCAGCAUGGCCACGAGACCUUCUCCUGGUAAAAUGGAAUGGAUCAUCCCACUCAUUGUGGUCUCAGCAYUGACCUUCGUGUGCCUCAUUCUUCUCAUCGCUGUGCUUGUCUACUGGAGAAAGUGUUUUCAGACUGCUCAUUUCUAUGUGGAGGACAGCAGUUCCCCCCGUGUGGUCCCCAAUGAAAGUAUUCCCAUUAUACCUAUUCCAGAUGAUAUGGAAGCAAUUCCAGUCAAGCAGUUUGUUAAACACAUCAGUGAGCUGUAUUCUAAYAACCAGCAUGGGUUCUCGGAAGACUUUGAGGAAGUGCAGCGCUGUACGGCUGACAUGAACAUCACUGCAGAGCAUUCCAACCAUCCUGACAACAAGCACAAGAACAGAUACAUCAACAUCCUGGCCUAUGAUCACAGCAGGGUGAARCUAAGGCCUUUACCGGGGAAAGAUUCUAAGCACAGUGACUACAUUAAUGCUAAUUAUGUCGAUGGUUACAACAAAGCAAAAGCCUACAUUGCUACCCAGGGACCUUUAAAGUCUACCUUUGAAGACUUCUGGAGGAUGAUUUGGGAACAAAAYACUGGAAUCAUUGUCAUGAUCACGAACCUUGUUGAAAAAGGAAGAAGGAAAUGYGAUCAGUACUGGCCGACAGAGAACAGCGAGGAGUACGGCAACAUCAUCGUCACGCUGAAGAGCACAAAYGUCCACGCCUGCUACACCGUGCGCCGCUUCACCAUCAGGAACACCAAGAUGAAAAAGGGUCAGAAAGGGAACCCCAAAGGGCGGCAGAACGAGAGGACGGUCAUUCAGUACCACUACACGCAGUGGCCRGACAUGGGGGUGCCCGAGUACGCUCUGCCCGUGCUCACCUUCGUCAGGAGAUCCUCRGCAGCCAGAACCCCGGACAUGGGACCAGUGGUGGUGCACUGCAGUGCUGGUGUUGGCAGAACUGGUACCUACAUUGUGAUAGACAGUAUGCUGCAGCAGAUAAAAGAUAAAAGCACAGUUAAUGUCCUGGGUUUCCUGAAACAUAUCAGGACACAGCGCAACUACCUCGUCCAGACAGAGGAGCAGUACAUUUUUAUUCAUGAUGCCUUGUUGGAAGCCAUCCUCGGGAAGGAGACUGAAGUAUCUGCCAACCAGCUGCAUAGUUAUGUUAACAGCAUCCUCAUACCUGGCAUAGGAGGGAAGACACGACUAGAAAAACAGUUCAAGCUGGUUACACAGUGUAAUGCAAAAUACGUGGAAUGCUUCAGUGCUCAGAAAGACUGCAACAAAGAGAAGAACAGGAACUCAUCAGUCGUGCCAUCUGAGCGUGCUAGAGUGGGCUUGGCACCGCUGCCUGGAAUGAAGGGAACAGAUUACAUUAAUGCCUCUUAUAUCAUGGGCUACUACAGGAGUAACGAGUUCAUCAUAACCCAACAUCCACUGCCACACACGACUAAAGAUUUCUGGCGAAUGAUCUGGGAYCACAAUGCACAGAUCAUUGUCAUGCUGCCGGACAACCAGAGCCUGGCAGAAGAUGAGUUUGUGUACUGGCCAAGUCGUGAGGAAUCCAUGAACUGUGAGGCCUUUACUGUGACCCUUAUCAGCAAAGACAGACUGUGCCUCUCUAAUGAAGAGCAAAUUAUCAUCCAUGACUUUAUCCUUGAAGCUACCCAGGAUGACUACGUUCUGGAAGUKCGCCACUUUCAGUGUCCCAAAUGGCCAAACCCCGACGCUCCCAUAAGCAGUACCUUUGAACUUAUCAAUGUAAUCAAGGAAGAGGCCUUAACGAGGGAUGGCCCCACCAUAGUUCAUGAUGAGUAUGGAGCUGUGUCAGCGGGAACUCUAUGUGCCCUUACCACUCUGUCSCAGCAGCUGGAGAAUGAAAAUGCUGUCGAUGUUUUCCAGGUGGCAAAGAUGAUAAAUCUUAUGCGGCCUGGAGUAUUUACAGACAUUGAACAGUACCAGUUUCUUUAUAAGGCAAUGCUAAGCUUGGUCAGCACUAAGGAAAAUGGAAAYGGUCCCAUGACACUGGACAAAAAUGGUGCUGUGAUGGCCAGUGAUGAAUCUGAUCCCGCAGAAAGCAUGGAGUCUCUUGUCUAAUUGGAAACCUGAAAAGGCACUUAAUUUGUAGAACUUCUGAAGACUGAGUGAACUUUUUUGAGGCCUUUUUUGCCAGACUCUAGGUUAUACAAUAACCCAAUUACUUUUUUACACUGAUAAAAGUUUUGAUAUUUAUUUUUUGCCAUUUUAUGUCUUAAUGGUAUCCUACUGAGCAUUUGCACCUCUGUUUAUUUCACACAGUGAAACGCAAUUUUAUCUAGUUUGCACUAUAUGAUCAGUGUUACUGCCUAUAAUAUCCUAAUACAAGACAAGCCCUGAUGUGACAUUCCAUGACAACAAACAUACGCUUUUUCUGUUUUGUUUAAAUGCAGUGAAGUUUUGCUAACUACAGUGACCCUCGAAUCUUAAAUCUUGAAUGCUAGGCCAGAUGGAUUCUUUCUACAACUGAUACUGUACCCCUUCAUACCAUAUUUAUUAUUUAAUGAUCAUGUCACAGUUUUGGUAACGGUGUUCUGCAUUCCAGUGGAGUGGAUGAGCAGUGUUCAUCCUUUCUUGACAAAAUGUGGCAGGUGAUUAUUAGCUACAGUGAAGGUGUAACAGCCUUGUGGAGCUGAAACAAUUAUUUCUGUAUUGUUUCAAAUUGCUGUGUUGUACACUURCAGGCCUGAGACUUGCUUCACAUGGAAUAUAUAAAUUACGUAAUAUAAUUAUAAAUUAGAUGCAAUUAAUAUGUGGGACACGGUGAUAGGUUUUGGAUUUACAAUUUCAAUGUUUCCCCAUGUAUUCAGGAAAAUGUUGAUUUUGGCUUUUAACCUGCCCUGUGAUGGGAAAGUAUUUUGGUUUUAUUUUCAUCAGAGCCAAUACAGUGAGAAAUCUACUAAAACCCAAAAUCAGACUUGUUUUCAGCUAUAUUGAAGGUAGCAAUAUUUUACAUUACUAAGCUAUUCAAUAUUUUAAACACAUCUAAUUUCCUUACUAUUUCUUGAAUAUGACCUCACACCUAAUGGUAUGUUACAUGAUGACAGGCGUUUCUUAAUUUCAUAACUGUUAGAUGCCAUUUUUACAGGUGUGUAAUUUUCAUACUUUAGUGCUAAAACAUAAAGUACUGAUCCAUAUUUACUGGUGAAGCAAACUAAUAAAAAAAACUACCUAUAAAGCUACAUUCUCCCUCUUUUUUUUGCCAGACUAAUUCUUUAGCAUAAACCUAGCUUAUUGUAUUUUCCCUCCCACUCCAAUAAAAUGGUUUCCCCCAGAUUAUAUAAAUAAUUGAAUUAUUGUUUGGAGCAUUUAAGUUUACAUCCUCACUGGCUCCCUUUUCCUUUGUAUUUGGUUGCAAUUCMACAAGGUCCAUCCCUUUUUAACAAAAGAAGUAAUCACAUGCUUAAUUCUCCUGAAAAUUAAAGUUGUGUCCUUCAUAGCUUGGCUGAGUAGGGAGGGGUUAUUGAAUCUGGAAAAGGAAAUAUGUGAUUUCAGUCAUCCUGACCCUUGGUGUACAGUUAAAGGCACUAUCCCUUAUAUGUGGCAUUAGUUUCUUCACUUUUAAAUUUYGACUGCAGAAAAACAUGCAUUGUAAUUUUUCAGGACUUGUCAAAAUAUUACAGCAUCKUUUUUUCAUUUAAAUGUAAACCUAAUAAUUUCUGCCAGUCCGGUCACACUGAAUACAGACAUUUGGCAGGGUUCUGUAUUUUCACUCACAAGGAAGCUGAAUGCAAAUUGCUUUAAAGGAUAUUGAGAGUAGGUUCAGAACCUCUCAAGGUGCAAACUGAUACAGCCUCGCUGAGAGCAGAGGAGCUGUGCAAACUGGUAUGUGCUACCAUUUGGCCUUUUAUCUUAAUAUGAGAAGGAUUCAAAGGAUUCAUGGAUUCAUCAGCAACCUUUUACACAGUCACCUUUUACUUCUCAGUUUGUUGAAUCCCUCCAUACAAGCGAUCCCAGUAAUUGCUAAUGCCAGACAAUACAAGAAGCCCAUGGUUUCAAUAAGGAAAUCCCAUGUCCAGCAACAGCUAGUCCAAAUAAAAAAUGUGCAGAAUGUUUCAAAAGCCUCUAGUUUGCAUCCCCUUUGCACUGCAUGGAGGUGGGGGUCAGCUGAUUUCUGGCAGGAGUUAGGACUGGCUCUCCAGUCGCUACACCCCAGUAACAGAAUGUUUUACAUAAGUUUUCAAGGUGCUGCUGCCUGGAAGGUUUYGCUGAGCAGUUUUCUGGCCAGCUUGCAUCAGCCUCUGAGGCUGCCCAUGGCCCCAGUCCUGAACCUGGCUCCAGGCAAUGCCAGCUGGUGGCACAAAGGGRCUGCUGAGUUGGAUCAGUUCGAUCUAAAGUGUUUAAGUUCCUGGGGAGGUGUAGGGGGAAGUUAGGAAUUCAAACCCUGACAACUAAGUGACACAAAGAUUACUGCAGGCAUCAAGAGGGUUGGAUUUGUUCAGUACUUUCAGGUGAUUAUUUUUCAUUUCACUGGCAUGAUGGAAGAUAACUGUGGUUCAUGACACACUGCCUGAAUACCCUUGGUUUAAUCCCUUACCUUCUCACAAGUUUUAAACAUGAAUGAAUGAAGGCUGCGGGGGUUGAACUUUGGUAGAUGCUUUGGAAAUCCAUGCAUUUGCAUUGGCAUUUUCCAACACCUGAAAUGCUUGCUGGGGGUUCAAUCCAUGGGGAAAUAAUGUACACUGAUGUUCUGUGAGUUCUCCAUGGAGCAUUUCGUAAGGGGGCUCGAGCUGUAUGUUAAAUGUUGUGCUGACAGUCAGGUAGCUAAUAGAUGGUAGCGAUGCACGAGGCUCAAAGGGGUGAGGAUGGAAAUUGCUUGGGAAGGUCAGGAUUAAGCAGGCAGAAGAGCCAAAUCUAUCCUCCUGUAAGCACCUGCAGUUCUCUCUUACAUGGGUUUGCACCCUUUCCUUGCACUGAGUGUCAGAAGGAGCAAUGUCUGCUCCAAGAUGGGCACUGAUGAGCUCUGCUGAUGCUCCCACGAGCAUCUGGCCAAAGUCCUGCUCUGCAAAUCACCACCUUGCUUUUGGCACCCCAACCCCCCCGCUGUACCCACCUCCUGGCAUUCGGUCAGGAUGUCUUUCAAACAUCAAAGGUUCCCAAACAAUUGCAGGGUUGCAAAUUAAGAGAACCUGAGAACRUUCCUAUAUCACUGCAAAGUGUGGUCCUCAGCACCAGCCCUGAGAAAUAAGGAAGGGAAGGACUGAAGCACAUGUGUAUGUCUGCAUU
Molecule: messenger RNA, 6912 nt
Organism: Malurus melanocephalus (red-backed fairy wren)
Lineage: Eukaryota; Metazoa; Chordata; Aves; Passeriformes; Maluridae
Product: receptor-type tyrosine-protein phosphatase gamma
Exons: 25
Biological process (GO): protein dephosphorylation
Molecular function (GO): protein tyrosine phosphatase activity; protein binding
Source: RefSeq, a predicted model, not a curated record